Bactrocera tryoni is the source of this 3936-nucleotide messenger RNA. Its product is annotated as sodium-coupled monocarboxylate transporter 2-like. The transcript has 11 exons. Gene Ontology annotation, biological process: transmembrane transport; sodium ion transport. Bases 847 to 2697 code for a protein of 616 amino acids. NCBI's taxonomy places the organism in Eukaryota, Metazoa, Arthropoda, Insecta, Diptera, Tephritidae. The record is from RefSeq and is a predicted model, not a curated record. Gene Ontology annotation, cellular component: membrane. Gene Ontology annotation, molecular function: symporter activity.
GUGCGUGGUUCUUUGAAUGACUCGAGUGAGCAGCGUUGCCUUUGCAAGCGGCGUAAUCAUAGAUUUUCGCUAUUAUUACCUGACGUGAGAUAUAAAAACCGUCUCAGUCAGUUUUACCAUACACGUUGUCGCUGCAGUGUGCUUCCAACCUUCAGUAAACACGCGUUGCUCUAUCCAACGACAGCACACACAGUUCCGCCAUCGGCAGUUAUUUUGACUUUUGACUUACAUACAAAUUUUGUUUCUACUUAAUUGCGCUGUUUCUUCGUGGCAUUCGAAUUAUUGGAAAAUUUUUGAAAGAAAUUGCUAAAGAUUGCAACAAACCAAAGAAAAAAUACAAAAAUAAUAAUAAUACUCGCAACCAAAUCUAUGUGCGCAUGACGUGUGUAUAAAUUUUCGUAGUGUGUUGACGGCGAAGAGCGAUUGUUAGCUAAUUCACUCAAAACAAAAUAUUGUAUAUAUUUACACAUACGUAUGUAUGUGUAUACAUAUGUGAAUGCGUGUGAGCAACGUCACUGUCGGCACUUUUGUAUUUUGCUGCAAUUAAUAGCUUUCGAAAAACUCGAUGAAUAUUGAAACAGCAGCAGAAGAAAGUUUUGAAGUGAUUAUAUAAAACUGGUUUGAUUGAGAAUUAUUUAUAAACUUGUGCUGACACCAACGUAACACGUUGAAUAAUUGCUGUACAUAUGUACAUAUAUUUAUGUACGUAAGAGUUUAAUUGCUUUUGGCUAGCGUUUUAGUGCAACUAAGUGAUCACAAAGCAACGGUGCUUCCGCUUUAGUACCUCCCUCAACUUUGUAAAUAAACAAAACAAAGUCGCGUGGUUCAACGUUAUCACUACCAAAAAUGCCAGACAAGACACUCAAAUAUGCGGAAUAUUCGCAAUUUCACUUUUCAAUUGCGGAUUAUUGCGUUUUUGUGGGAAUGCUGUUGCUAUCCACAGGAACGGGUAUCUAUUUCGGUUAUAUAAGAAAGAAUAUAAAACCGGUUAAACCAAUUACUAAUUUAGAGAUGAAUAAACACAAAGAACCGGAUUUUGGUUCCAAAGCGAUGAGUGAAUACUUGUUGGGCUCUAGGCGGCUGAAAGUGUUUCCAGUAGCAAUGAGCCUAGUUGCCAGUUACAUUUCGGGCGUAACUAUGCUGGGCGUACCAUCGGAAAUCUACAGCUACGGUACUCAAUAUUGGUUGAUUAUUGUAUCGGUUAUUUUAAUGGCAUUCGUUGUGUCGAGAGUUUAUUUGCCCGUGUUUACGGCUUUAAAUGUUGGAUCUUCCUAUGAGUACUUGGAAAUGCGUUUCAGUUCCAGUGUGCGUAGUAUCGCUUCAUUUAUGUUUGUUAUGGAUGAGAUAUUUUUCUUGCCAAUAAUUUUGUAUGUGCCGGCAAUAGCGUUUAAUCAAGUUACAGGCGUCAACAUAUACGUAAUAAGUGGGAUCAUUUGUGUAGUUUGCGUGAUCUAUACAUUGAUUGGCGGCAUAAAAGCCGUAGUUCAUACAGAUGCCUGGCAAACAUUGGUAAUGUUCGUUGCGCUGGUGGUUGUAGUUAUACUGGGUACGAUAGCUGCAGGUGGACCUGGACCAGUAUUUAAGCACGCCUCUGAAGGUGGGCGCCUCAUUUUCUUUAAUAUAACCCCAUCAUUAUAUGAGCGACAAUCAUUUUGGGCCGUCUUGAUUGGCGGUUUCACCUACUGGACUGCCUUUAAUAGCGUCAAUCAGACCAUGGUGCAGCGCUACAUGUCUUUGCCCACAUUGAAGAGAAGUCAACACUCGAUUGUAAUCUUUACGCUGGGCGUUGUGCUCUUCAUAUCAGUUUGCUGCUUUGCCGGUUUGUUGGUUUUCGAUUUCUAUAGAAAUUGCGAUCCGCUAAAUGCCGGACUCAUAUCGAACGACGAUCAGUUACUACCCAUCUAUGUUAUGCAAACUGUUGGUCAUCUACAAGGCAUACCGGGUCUCUUUAUCGCUGGCGUCUUUGGCGCCGCGUUAAGCUCACUCUCAGUCGUACUCAAUGCAACGGCUUUGGUAUUUCUACAGGAUAUUGUGCGUGGCAGUUUUAAGGUGCAACUAAGUGAACGUGCAACAAAUAUUUUGGUGAAAAGUGUUAUCGUUGUGCUUGGCGCAGUAGCAAUGGCACUGAUAUUCGUGCUGGAGAAGCUAAGUGGUAUUUUGAGUGUUGCCACCUCGGUCACCGCCAUUGCGGGUGGCACAACUUUUGGUAUGUUCACGCUUGGCAUGUUGGUGCCAUGGAGUAAUACGAAGGGUGCUUUGGCUGGUGCUGCAGCGGGUGCGCUCAUGUCUGGUUGGGUGUCAUUUGGAUCACAGGCCGCGAUAGGUGCCGGUCGUAUUGGUUCACAUAAAUUGAAUGUUUCAGUAUCGGACUGUUUGGCAAAUUACACAAUACCAGAAGCGGAUUAUGGCAAUGAAGCGGACGUAUUUCCUUUAUAUCGUCUGUCGUUUCAUUGGAUAACUGUGAUUGGCGUUCUAUCAACGUUAAUAGUUGGUACUGUGGUGUCCUUCCUAACCGGACCGACGGUGUUGAAGAAGCUGGAUGCAGAGCUAAUAUCACCCGUAAUUCAUAGAUUUUUACCCAAGGAAUGCUUCCCACCACGCAAUGCAAAUCCGGAUUUCUCACGGGACAAUACUGCUCAAACUUUCACCCAUCUCUUGGCUAACAGUGAUAGUCCAAGCGAUCUGGGCAGAUAUUAAGUUACAGAGAUAGAAACUAAGAUAUUUAGAAUUUUUUUGCAAAAAGCAAAUUCCAAUUACUAUUAGUAUAGUAAGAGUAAAUGCUAAAAUUGCACAUUUUUAAACAAGAGAGGCAGGAAACAAGCAGCUUGAUUGACAAUAACAAAAGAGCAAACAAAAACCAAAUUCAUUUCAUAAACCGUGUGUGCUGUAAAGUUAAUAAUUGUUGCAUUUUGUAGUUACUGUAUUUUUUUUAGCCAAUAUUGUGUAUGUACAUAAAUAAAUGUGUAGUGUAGGUAAACAGUUUAUAAUUAGAAAUUAAAUGUGUAGCAAAAAUUCCAAUUAUGAAUUUCAUUAUGCCUAUGUAUUUAAGUCCACUUGUGUAGAGUGAGUCGAUGUCAUUGUAUAACAGUAAAACUAUACAGGUGUAAUUCGUUAAAUUUUUGGGCAAACAAGUAAAAAUAUGAAAGGUAAACAAAAGACAAGAAAGAAAAUUUGCCAGUACGAAGUUGGCAGUUGAUGCUGUAAGUCUAUAAAGUCGAUAUAAUAGCAACAUAAGGCAAGAAUUAUAAAAGUAAAUGUAAAUAUUAAAGAACGAUAAGUUAUUCGAGAUUGAUAAGUUCACUAAAAAUUUAUUAUAUUCUUUGCACGUAUUAUAAUAAUGUAAAUAUGAAAAAAGAACGAUAAGGUCAUAAAAAAUUUACUAUAUUUUUUUCACAAAUAUGUUAUACCAAUUCUUAAAAUUGUGCACAAAAUACUUAAAAAUCGAUGUUUGCUGAGAUAUUAAUUCGUGUAUCCCAAUAAUAUAAUUUAGAACGCAUUUAAUAGACUUACAAAUAAAAUAACAGCAAAGUAUGUACUAAUUGGACAAUAAAUUAGCGUAAAAAUACAAAUAUAUGUACAUAAAAAAAAUACAAAUAUAAAUUUAACAAAAAAAAAAACAUUAUCAAAAAAUGUCUUGUUAAGUUAGUAGCCUUUUCGUAAUCCUAUUCAUAUCUCAAUCUAUGUACGUAAUUUGUUUGAGUCAUAUACAUAUAUUACAAGUCAUUUAAUGCUUACAUAUGUGUAUAUAUGUAUGUAUAUACAUAUAGUCUCAAAUGAAAAAUUAUCAUAACCAAUAAAAAGAUAUAUGUAUAUGCAUAAAUGCAAUUGCGGGCCAAUUAUGAACGUCUGUGAUAACGCUUGGUAUCUGCUUUACAACUUAAUACAUUAAAUGUCAAAACAAAAACAAAUAAAUACAAUAUCAUAAAUAUUUUAAAA